CACACAACCGACCCGUAAAUGUGGGCACAGUCGCAGCCUCCCAUUCCAAGCAGUUGCCAGCCACUCAGUCAGUGUCAAGCGGUCAGUUUGCCUGUAGCCAUAACUUGUGUGCGCUCCGUCUUUACGCUUCAACUGCAUGCACUACAUAAUUCAAUUAAAAUUAAAACGCAAAUCUAGUCAAAUAAGUGAAAUUGCUCCAAAUUCACGGCAAUUAAACGACAAAUCCCCAAAGCCCGCGUGGGUAGCCGCAUGACAAUGAGCGUUGGAGGCGCUGGCGCUACUGCCGUUGCUGGUCAAACCCUUGAGAUGCAUCGCUCCAGUUCGAUGCCCGUCAAGCCCAAGCCGAUCGAGACGAAGCCUCUGGCACGAUCGCCUGAAAAGGAAACUGUCGAUGAUCAAGAAGUCGAUUACUAUCCGGAAAGCCCAAGUUUUGUGCGUCGCCGCAAAUCCAAGUCGGCUGUGGAUCAGCUGGAGACGCGCAGCGAACAAAACUUUCCUUAUACUACGGACUGGGCUGGCAGCACCAUUGAGCUGAGUCCUCAGGCGAGCUCUUCCGGCGAAGGCCUACGACGUACCAUUCAUCGUGUGAUGGAGAAGAAUGGUCAUGAAAAUGUAGUCUUUCGACGAAUCCCGGAGAAAUCAUGGCGCUACAUUCGUGACUUUGUCACAACGUUGAUCGAAUUGGAUUGGAAGUACAUGUUGAGUCUCUUUCUGGGCAGCUAUUUUCUCAGUUGGUUCUUCUUUGGCGUGCUCUGCUACGUGGUGGCCUAUUCCCAUGGCGAUUUUCUCUUCGACGCCGUCAGCGGCGAUCGCUUGGGCGAGGGCAAGGAGCCGUGCAUUAUUGGAGUACGCAGUUUUGUGGCCAUGCUGAUUUACUCGAUAGAGACACAGACCACGCUAGGAUUUGGCGAGAAAUAUGCCAGCGAGGAGUGUCCGGAGACCAUUUUCCUAUUCAUUGUCCAAAUGUUGUGCUCGGUGGCCAUUGAGGGCAGUAUGGUGAGCGUUAUUUAUGCAAAAACAGCGCGUCCAGCCAGACAAAUGACAAAGCUCAAAUUCAGUGACAAGGCGGUGAUUUGUUAUCGUGAUGGGAAACUGUGUCUGCUCUUUCGUGCUUGCGAUCCACGCGAGCAACAGUCUAUAGAAUCCAAAAUACGCGUCUACAUGAUUGUGGACAAGCAGACGCGCGAGGGUGAGGUAAUUAAGACUCACACGGAGCUUAAGCUGGUGGGCAAUGGCGAGCAGUUGAUUGUGUGGCCCGAGAUCAUUUGUCAUAUCAUCGAUGAGACGAGUCCCCUACAAUGCUUCUCCAACGCCAAGCAGUUCAAUGCCGCGCAAUUUGAGCUCUAUGUGUCCAUUGUGGGUACUUCACCGGCCACUGCUCAAAUGACCGAAGCAAAGACCUCGUAUGUUCCGCGUGAAAUAUUUUGGGGUCAACGAUUCGUAAAUAUUAUACAUUACGAUGUCGCCCAGGAACGUUAUUUCAUAGACUAUGAUAACUUCAACACAACCAUUUCGGUGGACAUGCCCCUCAAACAACCAGAGCAGAAAUUGCAACUGGAGUACAGGAAGUAAAGCGAAUAAAAUAUAGGUGAUAUAAUCUAUGGUAUACAUAUGUAUAUAUAUACAUACGUACAUUCUAAAUAAAUACGACUAUAUAGAUUAUAUUUGUUCAAAAACUAAUAAAAAUUCGCUUUGGAAUUGA
Scaptodrosophila lebanonensis is the source of this 1702-nucleotide messenger RNA. RefSeq names its product inward rectifier potassium channel irk-1 (gene Irk3). The record is from RefSeq and is a predicted model, not a curated record. The transcript is spliced from 6 exons. Lineage: Eukaryota; Metazoa; Arthropoda; Insecta; Diptera; Drosophilidae. Gene Ontology annotation, biological process: potassium ion import across plasma membrane; regulation of monoatomic ion transmembrane transport. Gene Ontology annotation, cellular component: plasma membrane. The coding region runs from base 250 to 1572 and encodes 440 amino acids. Gene Ontology annotation, molecular function: inward rectifier potassium channel activity.